Molecule: messenger RNA, 1442 nt
Organism: Coffea arabica (coffee)
Lineage: Eukaryota; Viridiplantae; Streptophyta; Magnoliopsida; Gentianales; Rubiaceae
Source: RefSeq, a predicted model, not a curated record
AGCAUACUCCAGGCACUGUCGGUCUCCUGACAUUAAUCUUUCGUCUUUAACAAUAAUACCUCAAUUUUUACAAUAGAAAAGGAUCACAUUUCUAUGGUCUGUAAAAUCCCUUUUCACUGUGUUGUGGCUUUUGGAACAAUUUAACUGAUUUUGACUACUUUUGAUUUUGAGCAAAAGUUUAUCACCUAUCAUACAGUUCCAGAUUAUGUGGUACUUCCUCAGCUGUUCUAAGUGAAAAAAGGACGAGGUAUGACGACAGCUGGAGGCAAUGCAGACGGAAAGUUGAGGUGGCGCCUCCCUCUCACUUUCUGUUCCUUGUGUGUUGAACAGAUGGAAGGAGAAGAGGUUUUGAGGACGGUAGAAUGUCUGAGAGGGAGAUUGCUGGCAGAAAGGGCAGCUUCAAGAAAUGCUAAACAAGAAGCUGACCUAAUGGCAACCAAGUUGAUUGAAUUGGAGACUCGGCUGCAAGAGGAGACUAAAUCAAGAAAUAGAGCUGAAAAGAGGCUCAAAUUCCUGGUGAAGAAGCUCGAGUCUUUGGAGAUUUUCUAUGUUUCAGAUGAAUCAGAACAGUCCAGCUUCGUGGACAAAUGUGAAAUAUCAUCCGCAUCUUCUGCAGCUUCCACAAGCACCAAAACAGAAGACAAAGAAGCCUAUGCCAACCCAAAUUAUAAGAUUCAGAAUAUUCAAGAAUCGACAGAGAAUUCUUCAAAGUCCUGGUCCACUGUCGCAUCUCAAGAUUUGGAUCAAAAUGUUCCAAAAGUUAGUUCAUCCGCCUCUGAGAGUCGGCAAACUCCUGUUGCAGAUGAAGAAGAGAUUCAUAGCCACCCGGAACCCACAUCCAGGAAAUUUGAGACUGGAGAAUUAAGGGAAAAAGAACUAUCUCCAACAAAAAUAUGUCAGAAUUCUUCAGUUGAAGAACCCCAUUCAGCAAAAUCCCGUGAUUGUGUAUCCAGCCAAAAUGACAACAAAAUGAACAUGGAAAACGAUAGCUUGAAACUUUCAAACAAAGAGGAGGAGUUGUUCUUAAAUGGAGAGGUUGAUGAAGAGCAAGAUCAUUUCGUGGACGACUCAAUGGCAUUAGUUCCUGUGGAUUUGCCAAAUAAGCCAAGUCAGAAAAUUGAUCCGGCUGUCCUUGAUUCUACUGUAAAAGAAGUACUGAAUGCUCUAAGGCAUGCUAAGGAAAAGCUUCAGACUUCAAUGGAGAGAAGACGCAUGAUUAAAGUUGGCUAGACAAGUUCUUCUGUAUGUAACAUCGGUAUCAUCAUUAAUUUCCUUAUAGCCUUGAAAAAAAUUACCGUAUAUUCCAUAUAUAUUGCCUUCAUGGAUUUCGCAUUAUUCUGUGCGUGCAAAGGAAUAGUGUCUAAAGGAGAAUGCUGCUUGUGCUUUCCUACCAUCUAAUAAAACUGGCUCAAGGGUCCAAUUUGGAUUGGUGGAUUUAUUCA